AUGAAUAAAACUUACAAACGAGUCGGUGAAUAUAUAAUAGAAACUAGCAGUAAACUGGGAAGUGGCCAAUACGGUACAGUAUAUCGUGGAAGUUUAGACAGCUAUGUCGGAUCAGAUAACGUAAUUUAUGCAAUUAAAGAAACUCCGAUACCUUUUUGCAAUGGAGGGAUAGAAAAAACCAAAUUGGAUGCAGCAAUUCGUGAAAUAAAUAACUUAAGGUAAUUGAAUCACCCCUAUAUAGUAAAAUUUAUUGAUGCAAAAUAAACAGACAAGAACAUAUAUUUAAUAAUGGAAUAUUGUAAAGAUGGUGAUUUAGAAGGAUUAAUAAAGAAGAACCUUCCAAACGAAAAAGAAUGCCUUUAUUAUUUUUCCUAAUUAGUAAAGGGUGAUAGUGAAUAAGCCACAAUAACAGGGACACCCCUUUUUUCAUCCCCUUAAAUUCUCAGAGGAUAAUAAUAUACAAGUAAAAGUGAAAUAUGGAGUUUGGGAGUUACUUUAUAUUUUAUGCUAUUUUAUGACCCUUAAAACCCAAAUAAUUCUUAUCCUUGGUAUGCUACUACUUAAGUGAAUUUAACUUAAAAUAUCCUUAAUAAUCCCGAUUUGAGAUUUCAUAGUUAGAAAAAUCUAAGUUCUGCAUUAAAAGAUUUGCUAAGAAGAAUGCUUACCUUAGAUGAAUAAAAAAGAAUGAAUUGGGAUGAGCUUUUUUCUCAUGAGCUAGUUUAGAUUGAUUAAAAGUUGCCCAAAUCAUUAAAAAUAACAGACUAAUUGGAUAUUAAAAGUAUUUAAGCUUAAGAAAGUUGGAUAAACGAAGACAUGACAUAAAUAAUGGGAAAUAG
Ichthyophthirius multifiliis is the source of this 836-nucleotide messenger RNA. Its product is annotated as protein kinase domain protein. NCBI's taxonomy places the organism in Eukaryota, Ciliophora, Oligohymenophorea, Hymenostomatida. The transcript is spliced from 2 exons. Gene Ontology annotation, molecular function: protein serine/threonine kinase activity; ATP binding. The record is from RefSeq and is a predicted model, not a curated record. Gene Ontology annotation, cellular component: cytoplasm; autophagosome. The annotation marks the transcript as partial. Gene Ontology annotation, biological process: autophagosome organization; autophagy; protein autophosphorylation.